GAGACAGAGAGAGAGAGAGAGAGAGAAGCGUCUGAGCUGCAUGUGACAUAAAACGAACGGAUUCCCAUUCAUAUUUUGUUCUCUCUCUCUCUUAUCAAAACUAAUUCUCGAAGAAAGAAAGCGAACGUUUUACAGUUUUAAUUAUUUUGGUGCAUGAAAGAUGAAGUUUUGCAAGAAGUACCAGGAAUACAUGCAAGGCCAAGAGAAAACAAUACCUGGGCUCGGCUUGAAGCAGCUAAAGAAGACAUUGAAGAAGUGCCGGAGCGAUCUCCAGUCCGAGAACGGGAUAAAUGGGGUUCAUGACAACCAAACAUGUCCUGACCAUUGCCCAGUCUGCGAUGGAACCUUCUUUCCUUCUAUUAUCAAGGAAAUGUCUGCAGUAGUAGGUUGCUUCAAUGAGCGUGCGCAGAAAUUGCUUGAGCUACACCUUGCUUCUGGCUUUCGGAGGUACUUAAUCUGGUUCAAAGGCAAGAAACAAAACAACCAUGGUAUCUUAAUCCAAGAAGGAAAGGAGCUUCUUACCUAUGCACUGAUCAACGCCAUUGCAAUUAGAAAAAUUCUAAAGAAAUAUGAUAAGAUUCAUUACUCUAAGCAAGGUCAGGCAUUCAAGUCACAAGCCCAAAGCAUGCAUAUUGAAAUUCUUCAGAGUCCCUGGCUCUGUGAGCUCAUAGCUUUCCACAUCAAUUUAAGGAAAAACAAGGUCGAAACUAGCAAGGCACUGGCAAUGUUUGAGGGCUGCAACCUCACAUUCAAUGAUGUUAAACCAUCACUUAAUUGUGAGCUUUUUGAUUCUGUCGAAGUUGAUAUCGACUUGACUUGUUCUAUAUGCUUGGAUACAGUCUUUGAUGCGGUUUCCCUCACUUGUGGCCAUAUAUUCUGCUACAUGUGCGCUUGCUCAGCCGCAGCAGUGACAAUUGUCGACGGAUUGAAGGCAGCACUGCCAAAGGCCAAAUGCCCUCUCUGCCGAGAGGCUGGAGUUUAUGAAGGUGCUGUACAUUUGGACGAACUUAAUAUUCUAUUAAGCCACAGCUGUAGUGAAUACUGGGAGGAGCGGCUUCAGUCGGAAAGAGUGGAGAGGAUUCGGCAAACAAAAGAGCACUGGGAGAACCACUGUCGGGCGUUUUUGGGUGUCUAGUUAGGCAGGGCUAGUUUGCUCGUCCUCUUGUUCUAGACAAACAGGAAGGACUAAGAAAAUGCAUUUGAUCUUCUUAUGUUUCUUGUAGAGUUCUUUUUUAUUUGGUAUAAAAUCUGUACAUAGAUUGUUGUUAUGAACCCAUACGCACUGUGUAAAUUUAUUCAGAGCAAUUCAUUCAUAUUUCUGGUUUUUCCUCA
Messenger RNA from Carya illinoinensis, 1332 nucleotides. Its product is annotated as probable E3 ubiquitin-protein ligase BAH1-like 1. Gene Ontology annotation, molecular function: metal ion binding. Bases 161 to 1135 code for a protein of 324 amino acids. NCBI's taxonomy places the organism in Eukaryota, Viridiplantae, Streptophyta, Magnoliopsida, Fagales, Juglandaceae. The transcript has 6 exons. The record is from RefSeq and is a predicted model, not a curated record.